CGCUUCUAAACCCUCACUCGAUCACACGGUAACUGCAACGAAAACAACACCGUCGAUUCGAUAUGGCCCCGAUUGCUGUUGGUGAUGUCUUGCCUGAUGGAAAGCUCGCUUACUUCGACGAGCAAGAUCAGCUCCAGGAAGUGUCCGUACACUCUCUAGCUGCCGGUAAAAAGGUCAUCCUCUUUGGUGUUCCCGGUGCCUUCACACCCACCUGCAGCUUGAAGCAUGUGCCGGGGUUUAUCGAGAAAGCAGAGGAGUUAAAAUCAAAGGGCGUUACUGAAAUUUUGUGCAUCAGCGUCAACGACCCCUUUGUGAUGAAGGCAUGGGCCAAAACUUACCCUGAGAAUAAGCAUGUCAAAUUCUUAGCUGAUGGGUCUGCAACUUACACCCAUGCUCUCGGCCUUGAGCUUGACCUGCAAGAGAAAGGGCUUGGCACACGUUCUAGGAGGUUUGCUCUCUUGGUUGAUGACCUUAAGGUGAAAGCUGCAAAUAUUGAAGGUGGUGGAGAAUUCACUGUGUCCAGUGCGGAUGAUAUCCUCAAGGAUCUUUGAAUUUCCCUUCUUGUUUGUUUCUGGGCCAUUGAGCCUUUUAGUUUCUGGACGCAAAGAAUGGCAUCAACUUGAUAUGAGAUGUUGGAAUAAAGGAGGAUAUUCUUUCUCCUAUAUAAUGUUAUUUUCGAACUA
Molecule: messenger RNA, 683 nt
Organism: Populus euphratica (Euphrates poplar)
Lineage: Eukaryota; Viridiplantae; Streptophyta; Magnoliopsida; Malpighiales; Salicaceae
Product: peroxiredoxin-2B
Exons: 3
Coding region: 63-551 (162 amino acids)
Biological process (GO): hydrogen peroxide catabolic process; cellular response to oxidative stress; cell redox homeostasis
Cellular component (GO): cytoplasm
Molecular function (GO): thioredoxin peroxidase activity
Source: RefSeq, a predicted model, not a curated record